Molecule: messenger RNA, 1788 nt
Organism: Penicillium vulpinum
Lineage: Eukaryota; Fungi; Ascomycota; Eurotiomycetes; Eurotiales; Aspergillaceae
Product: putative transcription regulator (RTG2)
Exons: 2
Coding region: 1-1788 (595 amino acids)
Biological process (GO): regulation of transcription by RNA polymerase II
Source: RefSeq, a predicted model, not a curated record
AUGGGAGGAGGAAACCAAACUUCAGCAAUGAAUGACAAAAAAAUUUCACUUGACCAGGGGCAGAAUGUAUACCUUCAUGCAGUGGUUGAUUUGGGCAGUAAUGGCAUCCGUUGUUCGAUCUCAGACCUCUCACCCCCAACCACCCGUAUUAUCCCUACCGUACAUUUUCAUCGGGUCGAUAUCUCGCUCUACGAGGCUCAAGUGGAGCCCGACUCAGGCCGCCGGAUCCCCAUUCCACAGCAUAUCAUCGACCGAAUAGUCAGUGCCAUAGUUCGUUUCCAGAUUAUCUGCGUAGAAAUUGGAGUUCCCACUCAGAACGUUCGGAUCAUCGCCACGGAGGCAACUCGAACUGCUAUCAAUGCUUCUGCGUUCAUUGACGCCAUCCGCCACAAAACCGGGAUUUCAGUGGAAGCAUUACCGAAGGAAGAGGAGGGAGUCAUCGGAGCAUGGGGAAUUGCCAGCAGCUUUUCGGAUGUUGAGGGACUCGCACUUGAUUUAGGGGGUGGAAGCAUGCAGAUGACUUGGAUCACAUCGCAUGCGGGCAAUGUGCAUAUGAGUUCCCGAGGAUCAAUCAGCUUUCCCUACGGAGCAGCCGCAUUGACCCAGAAACUGGCAGACCUCAAACGGGACAAAAAUAAAGAGGAAGCGCAAAAAGCGCGGGAGCGAUUCCGCGUGGAAAUGGCAGACAAAUUUCGCGCCGCUUUUGAUACCCUCGAUGUCCCCGAACAACUUGUUCAAAAGGCCCGAGAGCAAGGAGGCUUUCCUCUUUAUCUCUCAGGAGGAGGAUUUCGAGGUUGGGGCUAUCUUCUGUUAUAUCUGCACCAGACGAAGGAUCGAAGUUACCCUAUUUCGAUUAUCAAUGGCUUUUCUGCACCCAAGAAAGACUUCGAGGACACGGAGACUCUGAAAGAGGUGGCUCGGACGGCACAUGAAAUAUUCCGAGUCUCCGACCGGCGACGCAAGCAAGUGCCCUCAGUGGCAUUCUUAGUCAAUACACUGGCGCAAUCAUUACCAUAUGGAAUCAAAGAGGCCCAUUUCUGCCAAGGUGGAGUGCGGGAAGGAAUGCUGUUCCGUGAGAUGCCCCCGAUUGUCCGUCAGCAGGAUCCCUUGGAGGUUGCCACGGCUCUUUAUGCGCCCUCCUCGGCCCAGCCGCUGGCCGCUUUAUUGUUAGCUGCCCUCCCUCGACCAUCUGCCAGCCGAUCAUUUCCAUCUUCCAUCAGUCUUCACCUCAUCCAGGCCUUUGCUAAUGCCCUCUAUUAUCAUGCCACAAUGUCCAAAGAAAUAUCCUCCAGCGCCGCGCUAUAUAGCACUAGCACUGGGAUCCUAGCCUCCACACAUGGUAUUCCCCAUGCCCACCGUGCACUUUUGGCACUGAUGCUCCAGGAGCGUUAUGGUGGGGAAUUGCCACCCAGAGAUAUGGAUUUAAAGACCCAUCUUCAAGGAAUCUUGACACCAGAGGAGGUUUGGUGGACACGUUAUCUUGGAAAAGUCGGCCUCGUCCUGAGUCGGUUGUACCCAACAGGGUCCAUCGACACCUCCAAGCCUCGAAUUGUUCCCUCGGCACACUGGAAAAACGGGUUAGGCAAGGAGGGCAAGAAAGAUGGCCUAGACUUAACAAUUGCCAUCCAGAGACUUUCAUAUGACCCGUCUCACUUGAAGCAAGAGCUCGAAAAUGACGUGCAGAAAAUCCAGAAGGUCGGAAAGCGGAAGAAUUGGAUUGGUGGGCGAAAUGGCUGGGGCAUCAAAGUGCGUGUCGCAGUGGUAGAAGAGGAUUCAUUGAUCCCGUGA